Messenger RNA from Suillus subaureus, 804 nucleotides. RefSeq lists its product as uncharacterized. Bases 1 to 804 code for a protein of 267 amino acids. The record is from RefSeq and is a predicted model, not a curated record. Lineage: Eukaryota; Fungi; Basidiomycota; Agaricomycetes; Boletales; Suillaceae. The transcript is spliced from 5 exons.
AUGGCAGAUUCAAUUAGCAACGAGAGCAGGUCUAUAUCUCGGGGACGUGACUCAUUUCACUCCUCAGGCAGAGGCGGCAUGGGUAACAUUCGGCGCUCUUCCAUCUCAAGUGAUCUUCGUCCCGUCGAUGGUCUGGAUGAUUCUGGUUCGAGUCGUGGGCGGGAGCAAGCAGUGCACCCUGACAGGAUGUUCUCAGUGGGUAGGGGUGGAGCGGGUAAUAUGCGCGCCCCCUCUCAGGAAGUGGGAAAAGACUACCCCCAGACCGUAACUAUUCUUAACGAGCAUGCCGCGGUUCAGGCAGGAUAUGAACAGCAGGUCAAGAAGCACCACGCUGAAUCCAACCCGAUUGUAUGUCCGUCCGAUGUCAUGUCCCGCGGACGCGGUCUUGGCAACAUAUCAGGCUCCCGCUCUCGUUCUCGUGGUCCAAUAGUUCAUUCCACGGGACGAGGCGGAGUAGGGAACAUUCAAUAUGGACCUGGCACCGGCGUUGACAAUACGGACGAAGAGGAAAGAAAGAAGCAUGCUCAUGCUCAAGCGAUACACUCAAUUGGUAGAGGCGGAGCUGCAAAUCUUACCAGUGUGCACUCGCCUGAUGUUGAACGUGUAGUCCAUCGUCACAGUGGAUUUGAGUCCUCUGGGCGUGGCGGAGCUGGCAACAUACGCUCCCGCUCCGCGUCGCGCGACCCAAGUGGACGGACACCUUCCCGCGAUACCAAAGAGAAACAUAGAAUUACUGCGCUGUGGAAUAAAGUAUCCCACCCCUCCAGCCCCGGCUCCGGGGAUCCUGGGUCCCAGGACGAAUGA